CAAGUCAGCAAAUAUUUACCGAGCAUCUACUAUGUACAAGAUGAACAUCUGCAACAAGCCCUCCAACAAGACAGCUCCAGAGAAGAGUGUGUGGACAGCGCCUGCAGCAGCCAGCGGACCCUCCCCAGAGCUGCAGGGCCCCCGGUCCCGCCGGAAUGGGUGGAGUUGGCCCCCUCACCCGCUCCAGAUUGUGGCCUGGCUGCUGUACCUCUUCUUCGCUGUGAUUGGCUUUGGGAUCCUCGUGCCCCUCCUGCCUCACCACUGGGUGCCUGCGGCCUAUGCUUGCAUGGGCACCAUCUUUGCCGGCCACCUAGUGGUGCACCUGACUGCUGUCUCCAUCGAUCCAGCAGAUGCCAAUGUGCGGGACAAGAGCUACACAGGGCCUCUGCCCAUCUUCAACCGUAGCCAGCACGCACAUGUCAUUGAAGACCUGCACUGCAAUCUGUGUGAUGUGGAUGUAAGCGCUCGCUCCAAACACUGCAGCGCCUGCAACAAGUGCGUGUGCGGCUUCGACCACCACUGCAAGUGGCUCAACAACUGCGUGGGCGAGAGGAAUUACCGGCUCUUUUUACACAGUGUAGCAUCCGCACUGCUGGGUGUGCUGCUCCUCGUGCUGGUCGCCACCUAUGUCUUCGUCGAGUUUUUUGUCAACCCCAUGAGGCUGCGCACCAACUUCCAUUUUGAAGUGCUGAAGAAUCACACAGAUGUGUGGUUUGUGUUCUUGCCUGCUGCCCCCGUCGAAACCCAGGCUCCAGCCAUCCUGGCUUUGGCUGCCCUGCUCAUCCUUCUGGGCCUGCUGUCCACAGCCCUGCUCGGUCAUCUGCUCUGCUUUCACAUAUAUCUCAUGUGGCACAAGCUCACCACCUACGAGUACAUCGUGCAGCAUCGCCCACCACAGGAGGCAAAGGGGGCCCACAGGGAGCUCGAGUCGUGUCCCCCCAAAAUGCGAUCCAUUCAGGAGAUGGAAUUCUACGUGCGGACUUUCAGCCAUGUACGCCCCGAGCCCCCUGGCCAGGCCAGACCCACAGCAGUAAACGUCGACCCCUCCGGGUUCUUUGCCACCAGAGACCACGCGGAGCCUGCACCGCCCUCCUCCCCCGAAGCUUUUGUAUUGCGCCCCCAGAUCCGACCACAGAAAAAGAGGAAGAGGCGUGUGUAUAAAGUGCCGACCUCUGGAAACUUGGACCCCGCGCCCCCACGACCCAGGCUGCCCGGGUCCCGGGCUUCGGGCUGCCCCUCCAGCUCUUCGUCAGAUUCGACCAACGUCAGCCCGGUGCACGCCGCUGGCCCUGCGGGCGCCUACCAUUCAACUUCAGCUGAGUCCAUGGAUGAGAUUCCAGUGGCACAGACGCGCCUGGGCAGCGCCGCCCUGGCUACCCCCGGGGGCAGGACCCGAGAGCUGGGGCUAGCGCUGCAGGCGCAAGCACCCGCCGUUUUCGUGAGCCCAAGCAGCGGCGAGCCCGGGACGCCACAGGCCCUCCAGAACCCCUGUGUAGUGGGAAGCUACCUAGAUUGUCAUCUGUGGGCACACGAGGAACUGAGGCGCUCAAACUCCAGCUGUCUCGGCGGGAGAGAGCAGGUGGCCCUAGUCUACGGGCGUGGCUGCUCCAUCCAUGGCCUGCAGACCCCUGGGACGAUGGCCUGCGACUUGGCUCCACCUGAUCAGUCCAAGAGUACCAAGACUCCAUCCUCCCACAGACAGGAGUGA
Chrysochloris asiatica (Cape golden mole) is the source of this 1708-nucleotide messenger RNA. It is a transcript of the gene ZDHHC1, whose product is annotated as zinc finger, DHHC-type containing 1. Lineage: Eukaryota; Metazoa; Chordata; Mammalia; Afrosoricida; Chrysochloridae. Gene Ontology annotation, molecular function: protein-cysteine S-palmitoyltransferase activity. Bases 32 to 1708 code for a protein of 558 amino acids. The transcript is spliced from 13 exons. Gene Ontology annotation, cellular component: Golgi apparatus; endoplasmic reticulum. The record is from RefSeq and is a predicted model, not a curated record. Gene Ontology annotation, biological process: peptidyl-L-cysteine S-palmitoylation; protein targeting to membrane.